AGCAUGGACAUGGAGGACUACAUCUACAACUACACAUACACAGAUGAUUACAAUUUUACUGAUGAAGAAGCGGUCUUCAAGCACCAGUCAACCUGUUUCAGCGAAGUCAUGUGUGUGUCUUUGGUGAUAGUAAACCUGCUCAUCUUUUUUCUGGGCCUCUUUGGGAAUGCCCUGGUGAUUUGGAUUGCUGGCUUUAGGAUGAAAAAGACAGUGAACACCACAUGGUACCUCAGCCUGGCCAUCUCUGACUUCAUCUUCUGCGCUUGCCUGCCCAUAACCAUUGCCAGCAUGGUCAUGGAUAAAUGGAUUUUUGGACUAUUUAUGUGCAAAAUGACAUCUUUUAUAAUGUUUGUUAAUAUGUUUGGCAGCAUUUUCUUACUGGUCAUCAUCAGUGCAGAUCGUUGUGUGUCUGUAAUGUUCCCUGUUUGGGCACAGAAUCACCGCUCAGUGAAAAUGGCCUCUAUUGUUGUUGGGGUGGCUUGGGUUUUGGCUAUAGCUCUCAGCGUCCCUUCAGCUAUGUACCGCCAAGUGUUAACUCAUUUUGGUCAGACCGUUUGCUUUAGCUCGUACCCCCCUCAUGGCCAUCGGAUAGUGGCCCUCACACGCUUCUUUGUUGGUUUUGUAGGGCCUUUGGUCAUCAUCUUAGGCUGUUAUUCUGUCAUUAUCCUCAAACUGAGGCAUAACAGGAUGACCAAAUCGUCCAAACCAUUUAAAGUCAUGACAGCUUUAGUUCUUGCAUUCUUCAUCUGCUGGUUGCCCUAUCAUGUCUUUAUCCUCUUGGAGUUGAACCAUCAUACAUAUAUCCACGAUGUGGUAGUAACUGGGCUCCAAGUUGGCACGUCAGUAGCAACAGCAAACAGUUUUCUUAACCCAGUGCUGUACGUGUUCAUGGGGAACGACUUCAGGCAGACGUUCAAGAGCUCAAUGCUGAGAAAGAUGGAAAAUGCGAUGGGCGAAGAGGGACGCACUACCAGCCGAUAUCUCUCCCGCUCCAGCUCCAUAGACACCCGGGCCUCCACGCACAUCUAGGCAGAGGAACACUGGACAGUAGGCUACAUGUACAUUGUUUUUUUAAUUAGGGCUGCAACUUACAAGUAUUUUAGCAGUUGACUAGUCCCCAAAAUUUUUUUUUUCUUCAUGUGUAUAACCAGAAACUGAUUUAAAAAAAUAUAUGGGCCCUUGCCAAGUAGAGGCUUCUAAAUAGAGAAUAUAGAAUAUUGGAAACCAAAGUGUAAUGUUGAUUAAAAUCACAAAUUGUUUAUUCUUUUCAUAGCAUUUUUUAUUUAAUCUAAACUAACGAUCAUCAAAUUUAAUGAUUAUUAUUAUUAACUAGUCGAUCAUUAGAUCGACUAGUUAUGAUUGUGUUGCAGCCCUACUUGUAA
This is a messenger RNA of Periophthalmus magnuspinnatus, 1382 nucleotides long. RefSeq names its product chemokine-like receptor 1 (gene cmklr1). The record is from RefSeq and is a predicted model, not a curated record. Gene Ontology annotation, molecular function: complement receptor activity; G protein-coupled receptor activity. Lineage: Eukaryota; Metazoa; Chordata; Actinopteri; Gobiiformes; Gobiidae. Gene Ontology annotation, cellular component: plasma membrane. The transcript has a single exon. Gene Ontology annotation, biological process: complement receptor mediated signaling pathway; positive regulation of cytosolic calcium ion concentration; phospholipase C-activating G protein-coupled receptor signaling pathway. The coding region runs from base 4 to 1029 and encodes 341 amino acids.